Stylonychia lemnae is the source of this 1056-nucleotide messenger RNA. The record is from the annotation of a GenBank genome assembly. Lineage: Eukaryota; Ciliophora; Spirotrichea; Sporadotrichida; Oxytrichidae.
AUGGUUGAUCUUUUUAAAUAAAUUGAAGAUACAGAUAAAAUUUUACAGCCUAAUAAAUUUGAAUUUAUUGGAAAUUAGACAAUUAAAAAUAAGCAGUUAGCAAAGAAUAAAGACUUCUCUUUAUGUCUAAAUGAGCCUGUAAUGACAGUGAUUACUGUCAAUAAAGUGCAAAAAGUUUAUUCAACUCCUAUUUACAAAUUUCAAGUAAGUGAAACUGAGGACAAAAAAUCAGAAUAGAUUGACGAAGAGUAUUACGAUUCUGUACACAUCGGAGAUUUCAUUCUAGUAUCUCAUAAUCAUCAAUAAAUUGAAAGCCCGAGAAAUUUAUCCGACAAGGAUAAACCUGAUAUCGCUGUAUUGAUGACUGUCUAUAAUGAUGAUAUUGAGUACUUAAACGAAGCUAUUAAAAAGGGGCUUAAAUAUAUUGCAAGAAUGGAUGCUGAUGAUUAUUCUUUGCCAUAAAGACUUGAGAUAUAGAGAAAUUAUCUUGAAAGUAACAGAGGUAUAUCUAUUUUAGGAACUUCAGUGAUAACUUUCGGAGAUAAUAUUGUGCCCAAAAUUAUUUGUCAUCCUGCUUAUGAUGAAUAGCUUAGAUACACCAUGUUAUAUUAUUGUGCUUUAGCUCAUCCAUCUGUUAUGAUGAGAUCUGAAAUAUUUAGUGAUGAUAAUGGGCAAACCUAUUAAUCUAUAUCAAUGGAGGAUUAUAAGCUUUGGCUUGAUUUAAUGUAGUAGAGCACCUUUAAGUUUGCUAAUCUUGGCAUUGUUUUAGUGAAACUGAGAAAGCAUGGAAAUAAUAAAUCACUCAAGCAUACUAUAGAUAAUGAAGCAGAUUUCAAGUUAAACUAUCUGUCAACAUUUAUAAAAAAUGUGGAAUUACUAAGCAAACUAAGAGCUAAUCCUAAUAUAGUUAAAGAAUUCAUUACAAUUACAGGCAGAGAAAUUAAAUCAUAGGAGAUAUUUAAAGGACUUAACUAUAAAAAGGAACUUGUAUAAAUAUUUGAAGAACUUAGCGAUCAUGUUAAAAACAAUUUACAAGAUAAGCCAUUGAAAAACUGA